Parnassius apollo (apollo) is the source of this 834-nucleotide messenger RNA. The record is from the annotation of a GenBank genome assembly. Lineage: Eukaryota; Metazoa; Arthropoda; Insecta; Lepidoptera; Papilionidae.
AUGAAGAACCUCCCAAUAGUCGGCGAGAACCCGAGCGACAUAUGCAUAUUUGCGAGCAAAGUAAAGAACGCAGUUGAGACAAUCAAAGCCCUGAAAAAAUCGCAGUAUCUCAGUUCACCUGAAACGCUGAGAGUUAUUGUAGACAAGAUGCCGACAUCAAUGAAGUUCGGUUGGUUUGCCUACCACAGAAGCAGAAGAGAUGAAGAAAUUCAGGAGCUAUUACUCGUCGAAGCGUUCCUAGAAACAGAAGCCGACAUGUGCGGAGACUUCGCUCCGCCUGAAGCAUCAUCAGAACAAAGAAGAGGAAUAAGAAAUUCCGUCCAUUUGGUACAAGAAGCGUCAAAAGAAAAAUAUAAGAAGUCAUGUCCGUUCUGCGAGGAAGAACACUUCGCACUAGAAUGCAAGAAGUUCAAAGAAGCCAACCUGAAUGGGAAAUGGGAUAUGACCAAGAAGGCAAAGAUAUGCUUCAAGUGCCUUCGAUUCAAGCACUCAAGGAUCAACUGCAAAGCCCCAGUCUGCAAGCUGUGUAAAAGAUGGUAUCAUACCGUCUUGCAUUCUGACAAACCACCAGCACCAAUAGAAAAAGAAGCAAAAAAUAUCAGUAGCACAUCAGAAGAAAAAGUCGCCUCAAUUCAUAACGCCAAGGGAGAAGAAAAGGCCUACCUGAAAAUGAUCCCAGUGAACCUCUAUGGCCCAAAAGGACAAGUUCGCGUAUUAGCACUACUAGACGAAGGGUCAACGGUCACGCUCUUAGACGCAUCAAUUGCUGAGAAAAUCGGAGUUGAAGGGAAGCAACAAAAACUUACAAUCGAACCGUCGGCGAGAAAGUGUUAA